Cryptomeria japonica (Japanese cedar) is the source of this 1302-nucleotide messenger RNA. Its product is annotated as probable carboxylesterase 17. Gene Ontology annotation, molecular function: hydrolase activity. The transcript has a single exon. Bases 59 to 994 code for a protein of 311 amino acids. NCBI's taxonomy places the organism in Eukaryota, Viridiplantae, Streptophyta, Pinopsida, Cupressales, Cupressaceae. The record is from RefSeq and is a predicted model, not a curated record.
CAUAAUUUUCUAUAUAUACCUUUCUUAGACAGAUAAAUUUAUUCUGAAAAGAACAGGGAUGGAAGUUGUAGGAGAAAUUGGAGGCUUGUUAAAGGUUUAUUCAGAUGGCUCUGUGCUGCGCUCUGCACAUCCUACAACGCCUGCCUCUUCACAUUUCACAGACGGCGUUGCAUCCAAGGACGUCAUUAUAAAUCCGGAAACCGGCGUCUGGGCUCGUAUAUUCUUGCCGGGAAUCGCUUUUGGAAAACUGCCAAUACUGAUCUACUUUCAUGGCGGCGGAUUCGCGGUUUGUUCCACAGCCUGGGUAGAAUUCCACGCCUUUCUGCACAGUUUAUGCAAAACCGCCGCCGUAAUAAUAGUAUCGGUGGAUUACAGGCUGGCGCCGGAGCAUCGGCUCCCGGCGGCCUAUGAUGACUGCACGGAGGCCGUAGAAUGGAUCCGAAAGCAUGCCGCCGGCAGAGCAGAGUCGCCGGAGGAAUGGCUGUCGCCGUCCGUCGCUGAUAUUUCCCGGUGCAUUUUGGCGGGAGAGAGUGCCGGAGGGAACAUCGUUCACCACGUCGGAUUGCGGGUUGCUGACGUGGAUGUUAGCCCGUUGUCGGUGAAGGGACUGAUCGCUAUUCACCCCUUCUUUGGGGGUGAGGAGAGGAUCGAGUCGGAGAAAAGCCAAGAGAAGGAGGAGUUUGUGGAGAAGUGUAAAUUUGUUUGGGGUUUAGCUCUGCCUGUGGGGUCCACCAGAGACCAUCCCUUCAGUAAUCCGGCAGUUUUGUCCCUCAAGUCCGGUCUGAAAUUGCCGCCGGUGUUGGUAGUCGUAGCCGGAAAAGAUGAUCAUAAAGAGAGAGGGGUAAUGUGGUACGAAUAUCUGAGGAGUUGUGGACAAGAGGCUGAAUUGAUGGAGGAGGAAAAUGGAGGCCAUGUUUAUCACAUAAACUUUCCGGAAUUUGAAGGCACUCUGCGUCUUCUAAACCGUAUCUCUAAUUUUGUUGAUGAACACUAAAUUUUUUUCACUUCUCAUCUUCUGAUUUCUCUUUUAGAAUUGUUUAAAGAGGCUCAAAAUUUCUGUCAGAUCUUCUGAGUGGAAUAGGAUAAAUGGACUCCAAGAUCCCUGGAACUGAUCUGCACCAUACACGUACCAAAGUUUGAUCUACUUUUAUAUACAAUUAUGAUCGUGGUCCUUGAGAUUCGGCACUCAAUAUGGUUUUGUGAUGCGCAUUGUUCAAUAAUCUUCCAACCGUUGAAACAUUGACUUGUCAGUCACAACUUCUGUCCCACUUCCCUGUUCAAUUUAUUCAACAGUUCAAGAUA